GUCCCUACAGCUUUCACUUUCCACUGUAACGGUCUGAUCAGGUCUCUAAAUGUGGGAUCCAUUAUGUUUUUAAUUUUGAAAAAUAGAUCAGACGGUCAUAAAUAGUUUCCACUUUCCACUGCACCCUCUUCUUUUUGUGAGCAAGUUCACCAUGAAAUUCAGUCAUCCAUGACCGGAAUAGGCGGUAAGAAAGUAAUAAAUAUAGCGCAAAGAUACCCCUCCCAUAACUGCCACGUGUCGAAUCUUAUCCGUUGCCACUUCUUUCUCUUCCCUCUAUCCCUUCAAAUAGUAAACAACCCAACCCCUCCUCCUUCUCAUCUCUCCAAAAACCAAAAAGCUGUUUCCACUUCUCUCUCUGUCUCUGAAAUGGCGACCAAUCUCCUUACCUUCAGACCCGCUGUAAUCCAAGCCUCUGCCAUCUCCAAAACCGACUUGAGUAGCAGGAAAGCUUCUCCCAACUGGUGGUCCCCGAUCUUUGGCUUUUCCUCCGAGCCUGAUUACAUUAACGGCGGAAUCAAAGAGGAUCACCAAGACAAGAAGCAGAGAAAGGCCUCGGAGUCGGACCCCGAUCCCAAUCCCAAAUCCUCCAGAUCCAGGUUUUCUAGGGGCUGCUUCACGGAGGAGAAGGCCAGACAGCUUCGGAUGAUGAUUAUGGACACCGAAACACAUCACGACGCCAUGUACCACUCCGCGAUCGCCUCCAGACUCGCCUCCGAUUUCGGUCAGCGCUCCGAUCCGUAAUUUUCUGCUUCCGCUCAAGGCUAAAUCCGAAAAUUUUACAUGUAUAAUUAGAUAUAUUUAAUUUAGUUUUGCUGGUUGGUUUAGUUGUGAUUAAGUUGCAAAUUAAGGUUGAUGAUGUAAAGAUUAGAUGAUUAAGAGGUGUAAUUAUAUAAGAUUAAGGAUGUCAUUUAGCACUAAUCACGCUCAAAAUAUGAUGUGACAUGCAGCAAAUGGAUGUGUAACCAUCGUAUUAAUUAAGCUGAUCA
Tripterygium wilfordii is the source of this 986-nucleotide messenger RNA. RefSeq lists its product as uncharacterized. The transcript is spliced from 2 exons. Bases 169 to 741 code for a protein of 190 amino acids. The record is from RefSeq and is a predicted model, not a curated record. Lineage: Eukaryota; Viridiplantae; Streptophyta; Magnoliopsida; Celastrales; Celastraceae.